Molecule: messenger RNA, 1659 nt
Organism: Platichthys flesus (European flounder)
Lineage: Eukaryota; Metazoa; Chordata; Actinopteri; Pleuronectiformes; Pleuronectidae
Product: elongation of very long chain fatty acids protein 6-like
Exons: 4
Coding region: 432-1238 (268 amino acids)
Biological process (GO): fatty acid elongation, monounsaturated fatty acid; fatty acid elongation, polyunsaturated fatty acid; sphingolipid biosynthetic process
Cellular component (GO): endoplasmic reticulum membrane
Molecular function (GO): fatty acid elongase activity
Source: RefSeq, a predicted model, not a curated record
ACGCAACACAGUAUUUCCCGCGGCCGCUCCCCCAGGUGACGAGCUUUAAAUAGACCGGAAGCCGCAGGUGAGAGACAGAGACAGAGAGAGAGAGAGACCGGUGAGGACAUAGAGACAGAGAGAGAUACAGAGACAGAGAGAGAGAGACCGGUGAGGACAUAGAGACAGAGAGAGCGAAAGAGAGAGACUGGUGAGGACAUAGAGACAGAGAGAGAGAGAGAAAGAGAGAGACCGGUGAGGAUACAGAGAGAGAGAGAGACCGGUGAGGACAGAGAGAGAGAGACCGGUGAGACAUAGAGAGAGAGAGAGAUAGACCGGUGAGGACAGAGAGAGAGAGUGAGACAGAGAGACAGGUGAGAGGCAGCAGGACACCGGGACAGACCAGAUCUCCUCCCGUGUCUCCCUCCCCAGCCCCCCGCUGUGCACGCACCAUGUUCCCGCUGAACACCAGCGGUUCUCCGCCUCUGACCGAGCUGAGCUUCGAGCGGCAGUUUGACGACAGAGGUUCGAUUCUCUGGAUGAAGGACAACUGGAAUAAAUCCUUUGUGUUCUGUGCUCUUUACGCCGCCCUGGUGCUGGCGGGGAAGAACUACAUGAGGCCCCGCCCCCGGCUGAGCCUGCGGCGGCCGCUCGUCCUCUGGUCGCUCAGUCUCGCCCUCUUCAGCAUCAUUGGAGCGGUCCGUACCGGUUCCUACAUGCUCCACAUCCUGAGCAGCGGGGGGUUCAGGAGCUCCAUCUGUGAUCAGAGCUUCUACAGCGGGCCGGUCAGCAGGUUCUGGGCCUACGCCUUCGUCCUCAGCAAAGCUCCGGAGCUCGGCGACACAGCGUUCAUCGUGCUCAGGAAGCAGAAGCUGCUGUUCCUCCACUGGUACCACCACAUCACCGUGCUGCUCUACUCCUGGUACUCUUACAAAGACAUGGUGGCCGGCGGCGGCUGGUUCAUGACCAUGAACUACGCCGUGCACGCGCUCAUGUACAGCUACUACGCGGCGCGCGCCGCCGGCCUGCGCGUGCCGCGGCCCCUCGCCGUGCUCAUCACCAGCGCGCAGAUGGCCCAGAUGGCGAUGGGGCUGACGGUGUGCGGGCUGGUGUACGGCUGGAUGCAGCAGGGCGACUGCCACUCGCACCUCAACAACCUGGUGUGGGCGUCGCUCAUGUACCUCAGCUACCUGCUGCUCUUCUCCAACUUCUUCUACCACACCUACCUGCGCCGCCACGCCCCCGCCAAGACCGAGUAGGAGGGGCCAGGAGGACGGAGUCAGUGACGAGAAUGAGGAAACAGGAAGUCACAUGAUCAUCCCAACAAUCACAAACAGUUUUAAUUUGAUGAACGAGUCGAUGACCAGUUGAUCGAUCAAGUUUAAAAAACAUAUCGAUCGUGAUUCACCGAUAAAAGUAUUCAUGAGACGAAUGAAGGCAUCUGAUUGGCUGCUGGAUGAGUUCAUGACAGUUCUUCUCUGUAUUAUUGUCAUUUAUUUAUAAUGUUUGUUAUGUUAUUGUGUUACUUAAUAUUGUUAUUGUGUUACUUAUGUAAUGUCGGUGUGUGAUUGAGUUUCUGUCGGAGUUUGGAAGAAAAAGCUUCAAAGAAAACGAUGACGACCGGAUUCUGAAUGAAAACAAAUUCGAUUCAUUGUUAAUAAAUAAAGUUUUUUAUAUUUA